UGCAUGCACUGUGUGUGUGAGUGGUGAGUGUGCGGUGGAGUCUGUGUAGAAGAUGUUUAGAAAGCUGAAUUGGAAGAGCGCGGAAUAAAUCCUCGUCUGUUUCGAACCAAGGAGCUUAAAAACCUUCUUCGGAAGACCUUACAGAUGAGUCUGAUCCUGAUUGCCAUGUGAGGAGUGAUAUGUAAGCCCAGGUGUCAUCCCACCUUUUGGGUGGUGGGGAGAAGAAAUGCGGUGCUCUAUUACCAUGACAACAAGACUUAUCGUUCUAACCUGGCUCGUACAGACAAGGGCAUGGGGCAAUCCCAUUGUGCCAGUGCCCGAGGCAGGGGAGAGAGAGCGGCUGGAGCGGGCACUGAACCAUUCCAAGCAUGGUGUGGUGAACUCUAGUGGCCAGCAGCACCUGGAGGAGAUUGAUAAUCUAGGACUGGAAGGAGUGAGAGGAGGCAACAGAACUAGCAGUAGCAAAAUGAAACCUACCUGGAGCUCCUUAAAACGAGGACCCAAACUUCAGGGAAAAACACAGGAGGUCUUGGCUGAGCAGAACUCUGUAAAGAAAACUGAUGAAGAUCCAACUGGAGAGGCCAAUGCCUCAGUGGACACCACAGAUGAGUAUGCUUACCCUGAUUAUAGAGGCAAGGGCUGCAUGGACGAAACAGGGUUUGUGUAUGCCAUUGGCGAGAAGUUCACUCCUGGACCCUCUACAUGCCCUUGCCUGUGCACAGACGAGGGACCCCUGUGUGACCAGCCUGAGUGCCCAAAAGUGCACCCUCGUUGUUUACGUGUGGACACCAGUCAGUGCUGUCCACAAUGUAAAGAACAGAAGAAUUACUGUGAAUUCAGAGGAAAGACCUACACAUCACUGGAGGAGUUCAAGGUGUCUCCAUGUGAGAAAUGCAGAUGUGAACCCAGUGGGGAGGUUUUGUGUUCUGUGUCAGCUUGCCCGCAGACAGAGUGUGUGGAUCCCAUAUAUGAGCCUGACCAGUGCUGCCCAGUGUGCAAGAGCGGACCCAACUGUUAUGCGGACACUGCAGUGAUCCCGGCUGGCCGCGAGGUUAAGAUUGACGACUGCACCAUCUGCUAUUGCACGUAUGAAGAAGGGACCUGGCGCAUUGAACGUCAGGCCACCUGCAGCAAGAACGAGUGCCAACAAAGCUAGGGCUACCUAGCGCUCACACCACAUCCAGCCUUCACCUGGACAGCUGUCAGUCAGGAGGAUGCAGCCCAGCUGGGCUUUGUAACAGACUAACAGCAGCACUGAGUCUCAAACACUGCUGGGAUUACAUUUGUCAUGACUGUUUAUGACAGCUCGUCACGAUCUGACCUCAGCCUGUCAGUAGCAUUGUCAGUUAGCCUCGGAGAAAGGCCAGUGUUUAGGCCACAUUGUUCCACAUUCCACAUGCUGUUGUGGAGCCUGAAAUAUGACAGUGUGUCAUGUAAAGUGCUAUGU
This is a messenger RNA of Silurus meridionalis, 1447 nucleotides long. RefSeq names its product von Willebrand factor C domain containing 2 (gene vwc2). Lineage: Eukaryota; Metazoa; Chordata; Actinopteri; Siluriformes; Siluridae. The record is from RefSeq and is a predicted model, not a curated record. The transcript is spliced from 4 exons. Gene Ontology annotation, molecular function: protein binding. Gene Ontology annotation, cellular component: AMPA glutamate receptor complex. Gene Ontology annotation, biological process: negative regulation of BMP signaling pathway. The coding region runs from base 227 to 1156 and encodes 309 amino acids.